Molecule: messenger RNA, 831 nt
Organism: Trichoderma reesei QM6a
Lineage: Eukaryota; Fungi; Ascomycota; Sordariomycetes; Hypocreales; Hypocreaceae
Exons: 3
Coding region: 1-816 (271 amino acids)
Source: RefSeq, a predicted model, not a curated record
AUGACGCGCAGGUCUAGUCACAUGUCAUCUUUCACAAGCAUCGACUUUCACUCGGCCAGCGGGCUAUCACUUCUUCCUGAGCCUGUUGCUGGAUUGCCUCAAUCUACUACACCUGCCGCGAAGCUCAUCAAAUGGCGAGUCUCGAGGCAGUCGUCGUGUGCCCCGGUUAUCCUGCUCUGUGACACGACCGCGGAUGAACUGGCACGUCAACAUCAUUCGAUUAUCCCUCCAAAUCACUCACCAUUCUUCGUCUCCAAUUCAUCUCCAGUUUCAUCUAUCAGACCCCGCGGACCAUUCUUCAUUGCUUCAAAGAUGGCCUCGAAAGCUUUCUUCGAUCCCGUGGCAGCUUUACGUGCCGCCCCUCUCCUUACAUCAACCUGCUCCCUUUGGUUCGCAUGGGAUCAGCACUUCUUCCUGCACAUCUUCAACAAGCCCGAACUCCGUGCGAAGAGUAAUGACUUGCUGCCGACAUACUUUCGCUUUUUCUUCCGUGGCGGUGUCACCCGCGUCCUGGUCCUAAUCUCGCUGACGCUGUCUUCUUCUUUCGCCACUUGCUUCGUCAACCAUGAUUCGCAUUGGGCGAAUGGGUCUCUACGCUGGUAUACGGCUGGCAUGGCUUUAGCAGCCAGCCAUCUUGCCUUUGUACCUGCUGUUGCACCGAAAAUACAGGCUAUCAUCGAAGAUAGCUCGAAUGGACAGAGCACAAAUGAUCUGGAUGAAUGGUUGAAGAUUCACACUUGGAGGGGUUUGACUGUAGAUUUGGCGGCGUGGGCUUGUUUUGUUGUUGCAACUGUUCGAAAUCUCCAAUAUUCGUAGGGAUUGAACAGGCAA